UUGUGUGCUAACUUUUGUAAGUAUGCGAAAUGUUCUUAGGUGGCAGGCGAAGCUGGACAGAGCAGCGCUGCGGCUUGGCCACGUUGGGAGCUUCUGCUGCGCGUUCCUGUUCUUUCCAGUCGCACGCGGCUCGUCCCUGUUGCCGCUCAUUGGCCUCACGUCGGAAGCCAGCAUCAAGUACCAUGUCUGGCUGGGCAAUCUCGUUAUGCUCUUCUUCACAGCUCAUGGACUCUGCUACAUCGUCUUCUGGGCAUCGACUGAUCAAAUCCACGAGAUGCUGAAAUGGACAAGAACGAAAGUUGCAAACGUCCCCGGGGAGCUCGCGCUGCUCAGCGGGCUGGUGAUGUGGGUGACGGCGCUGCCGCGCGUCCGGCGCCAGAUGUUCGAGCUCUUCUUCUACGCGCACCACCUCUACGCCCUCUUCCUCGUGCUCUUCGCGCUCCACGUCGGCGUCGCCUUCUUCUGCUCCAUCCUGCCUGGCGUGUUCCUCUUCAUGGUCGACCGCUACCUCCGGUUCCUGCAGUCCCGCGUCCGCGUCCGACUCGUCUCCGCCCGCCUCCUAGCGUGCGACGCCGUCGAGCUCAACUUCUGCAAAAGCCCCCAUUUGACGCACAGUCCGAUGAGUACGGUGUUCAUCAACGUCCCAUGCGUUUCGCGGCUCCAAUGGCACCCAUUCACGGUGACGUCGAGCAGCAGCCUUGAGCCUGACAGGUUAAGCGUCGUCGUCAAGAGAGCAGGAAGAUGGACGGAGAAGCUGUACGAGACGAUCUCGUCCCUGCCGCCGUCGCAGCCCGGGCACCUCGACGUCUCGGUCGAGGGGCCUUACAGCCAGGCCACACCAGCAAGCUUCCUUCAGUACGACUCGUUGGUGAUGAUCAGUGGCGGCGGCGGCAUCACGCCGUUCAUCUCCGUCAUACGCGAGCUCGUUCACCGGAGCGGCACGGCGGCAGAAGCCGCGACGCCGAGCCUUCUCCUCAUCGCCGUGUUCAAGACGUCGGCUGACCUGGCCAUGCUGGACCUCAUCGUCCCUGCCUCCGGUGGGUUCUCCGACAUCUCCCGCCUCGAACUGCGCAUCGAGGCCUUCGUGACGCGAGAAAGCGUGCCCUCCGCGGGCGAUGUCGUCGCAAGCCACAAAGUGCCCNAGAGAGUCUUGUUCAAGCCGUCGCCGUACGCGCCCAUCGCCCCGGUGCUCGGCCACAACGGCUGUCUGCUCGCCGCCGUCGUCUCCUCCUCAUUCUUCAUCUUCCUCUUGCUCGUCGGCGCGGUGCAGCGCCUGUACAUAUACCCCGUCGACGGCAACAGCAACCGCGUGUACCCGUGGGCGGCAAGGACGUUGCUAAACCUGCUGCUCCUCUGCGUCGGCAUCGCCGUGGCGGCGAGCGCGGCCGUCCUGUGGAACAAGCGGAGGAGGGCCGAGGAGGCGAAGCAGGUCGAGAACGUGGCGACGCCAGCGUCGUCGCCGGCAACGUGGCUCGACAAGCCGCGUCGUGGGGACGCAGAGGUAGGCCGUCGUCCCGAUCUCAGAAGUACGAUGCACCGUUCAAUCUUGUUCUCCUUUUGGGUCGAAUUGGUUCUGUUACCUUUGAAGAGUGCGUGAAAUGCGAAAUUUGUCUGUGCAACGAUGUUGCUUGUCGAAACAAGAUUUCGGCAAUAAUAAAAGAGGUGGCUAUCAAGCUUGGAAAGUGGA
This is a messenger RNA of Oryza sativa Japonica Group (Japanese rice), 1687 nucleotides long. RefSeq names its product ferric reduction oxidase 2-like. The record is from RefSeq and is a predicted model, not a curated record. Gene Ontology annotation, molecular function: ferric-chelate reductase activity. NCBI's taxonomy places the organism in Eukaryota, Viridiplantae, Streptophyta, Magnoliopsida, Poales, Poaceae. Gene Ontology annotation, cellular component: plasma membrane.